AUGGAGCCUAGAGGAACUCAGACUCUCGCGCCGACGAAUGAUUUUGCUAGUAACUUCAUUCGCAAUGGGGCCACUAUCUACUUGCAAGGACUGUUGCUCCACGGUGGGUAUUAA
Molecule: messenger RNA, 114 nt
Organism: Penicillium digitatum Pd1
Lineage: Eukaryota; Fungi; Ascomycota; Eurotiomycetes; Eurotiales; Aspergillaceae
Source: RefSeq, a predicted model, not a curated record